AAGUUAUUCUACGGUGCUUUUGACAGACAGACAGUUUGAUUAUUUCGAGACAAAUCAAUUAUAUUUAGGGAUAUUUACAAUGGCUAUCGCGGCCGUGGGGCAACUAUGUUCGACUGCAAACAUCGCUUCCAAUCUGGCCCAGUGCCAAACUCUGGUGCGAAAGGCUGUUGCGGCUGGUGCUAAGGCUUUGUUUCUUCCUGAGGCAUCGGACUAUAUCAGCUCAACAGCAGCAGAAAGUAUAUCACUUGCACGCUCUGUGCAGGACAGCGAAUUCGUGAUAGGACUUCAGAAGGAAGCACGAGAGGCAAAUCUACAUAUUAAUGUUGGGAUUCAUGAACCAGCUCAAGGUGACAAGGUGAAGAACACCUUGGUAUGGAUCAAUGAUAAGGGAGAUAUUACACAGCGAUACCAAAAGGUCCAUCUAUUUGAUGUAGACAUCAAGGGUGGACCGGUUCUAAAAGAAAGCGCGAGUGUUGAAAAAGGGAUUGGGAUCCUACCCCCGUUCGAAACUCCUGUGGGACGUGUUGGUCUGUCCAUUUGCUUCGAUCUACGAUUCCCCGAAAUCAGUCUGGCUCUGAAGCGUCAAAACGCGCAAAUCAUCACGUACCCAUCAGCAUUCACUGUUCCGACAGGGAAUGCACACUGGGAAUCCCUGCUUCGGGCUCGAGCUAUCGAAACACAGUCCUAUGUGAUAGCCGCAGCACAGGCUGGUCCCCACAACGAGAAAAGAAGAAGCUAUGGCCAUUCAAUGAUUGUCAACCCGUGGGGCGAAGUUGUGGCGAAACUUGGUGAAGACUAUCAAGAACCGCAGAUUGCCACGGCGGAUAUUGAUCUCGACUUGUUGGCAAAGAUCAGACGGGAGAUGCCCUUACUCAGAAGAAACGAUAUCUACCCCGAAGUAUAGAGGUAGAGGUUACGAGCCAGACUGCAUCGUUUUUCAGCGCUGUGCAUCGAUUAAAUUGCAGACCGUGUCCUUUUAGCUUAAGGUAUAGAUACACUGCAACAUUGAAUUGCCGUAGAACCCCAUUAUCAAUGCCAAUGGGUAGGCAACGUAGCGAAUGCUAAUCCGGUUUUAUGAGCGAAUUCUUUUAUUUAAACAACCGCCUGGGGCGAAUCAACACAGAAAAGUUCGGGGAAUACGAUGUCAUAGUACAUGCGAAGACAGAAACGAAGAAAAGGAAAAAGAACAAAGGAAAUGAAAUAAAGAGACCUCUCUAGAACUGGACUGACAGGUUGUGUCUGGCUGUCGCAUCAACCGAAAUUGCUUCCCAAAUCCAAUCACUCUAUGUACAACGUACAAGGUAAACCCCGGGACUAACGAAUUUUACUUUCUCUGGGGAUCCUCCAGGAUGCCCUCAGCUUCCAGCCUUCGUCGUGCUU
This is a messenger RNA of Aspergillus wentii DTO 134E9, 1380 nucleotides long. RefSeq names its product carbon-nitrogen hydrolase family protein. Gene Ontology annotation, molecular function: hydrolase activity, acting on carbon-nitrogen (but not peptide) bonds, in linear amides. The coding region runs from base 80 to 904 and encodes 274 amino acids. The record is from RefSeq and is a predicted model, not a curated record. The transcript has 5 exons. NCBI's taxonomy places the organism in Eukaryota, Fungi, Ascomycota, Eurotiomycetes, Eurotiales, Aspergillaceae.